Messenger RNA from Symsagittifera roscoffensis, 3955 nucleotides. Its product is annotated as TATA element modulatory factor-like. The transcript is spliced from 16 exons. NCBI's taxonomy places the organism in Eukaryota, Metazoa, Xenacoelomorpha, Acoela, Convolutidae. The coding region runs from base 5 to 3637 and encodes 1210 amino acids. Gene Ontology annotation, cellular component: endoplasmic reticulum; Golgi apparatus. The record is from RefSeq and is a predicted model, not a curated record.
GUAAAUGAGUUGGUUUUCACAGAAAGAUUGGUCCUCUCUGGCUCAGUCUGCUAAAACAGCUUUGAGUACUGCUCAGAAAACUAUCGAUCGAGCUUUAGACAUUGACGAGGAAAACAAAAUUGCUGGUGAUCAAUGGUCAGUCCCUCAGUCGGUGCAACCAAGCUCCUCAAAAGUUGACACUGAUUCCUUCUUUGAAAGUUUCCUAUCCCCACAUUCAGCCGAUAAUUUAUCCACCACUCCAACUUUGCGUCCGCCCUCACCUGCCCGUUCAUUAAACAAAGAAGCAGCAGAGUCGUCCUCCAGUAUCCCAAGACAGAGGCUCUUUUCAGAUGGAGGUCAUACAGGAUCUGCGCAAUCUAGUGGAGAUGCAGCCAAAGAGAUCGAACUUUCAUCAUCGACGCAAAUAUCGGACAAUACACACCGCCGAGUGAAAUCAUCCGGCAACGUGUCUACUGGUAGCAGUCAAAAAUCUAAUGGCAUGUCUUCAGCUUCCGAAUCUAUAGAAGUCUUGUCAUUUCUAUCAUCAGAGAAAAUGGGCGAAUCGUACUAUCAAGAUUUUGCAUCUCCGCCCAAGCUCAACGUGCUCCACAAAGCGCUAAAACACGGAGACGGAUCAUCUUCCAGUUCUGGAAAUAACCAGCACUCGCCUAAUAGUGGUUCAGACUAUGGUGUAGAGGAAUCUGCGUCACCUUCAGAACCUGGGGACUCAGAAAUUCCUCUUAAUGAACAUGAACCCAGUGAAGAAGCACCCGUUGCUGAACAACGCAAUAUACAUCAAAACGAACAAAUAUCUGUAAAUGUUUCGUCCGAACGUUUAGGGUCCUCAAAUACGGAAGUUACAAAUAGUUCCCAAACAGUUCAAUCGUGGUUAAUGGUCACAGACUCAACGGCCAGCACCAUCUCAACAAGUAGUACUGUGGUCUCUACCAGUCCUACAGUGUCCGCCUUUCAACCCGAUCUGCUUCCGGUUAACAGCGAUGAGAGCAUUGCGACAUUGGAGCCAGUAGCCCAAGAUUUAUAUUCUUUUCAUGGUGAUCAUUCUGAAAACAGUGGCAGUUCAACUCUAGAGAUCAGAGCCAUAACACCACCAGAUAUCCAGCAAAUGACAUCACAUUAUAAUCCAACACCAAUGUCUGAUUCUCUGCAACCCUUGCCUGACGUGCAAUUAAACACAUCGUUCAAUCAAAGUGAAGACGGUGAGACUGUUGUUCAGAUUCCAGACUUGACAAAUAGUUCCAGAGAACGACCGGAUAUUUUUCCAUCUGAAGAGGUGCCUGGAAGUCCAAGACAGAAUCAGGCAGUUGAUUUAGUAGUUCAAGAAUUGGAUGUCAUAAGUGCAGUGGAUCAGAGCUCUGCGCGAUUGAACGAAGAACUAGCAAAUAACGAAGAGUUACUCCGGGCGGACGAAAGAGUGGACACAGCACCCAACGCGAUUGACGUUGUAGUUCAAGAGUUAGACGUCGUCCAAGGCAUGGAUCUGCCGUCUAGUAAUGCUAUGACAUCAUUAGAUAUUUUGCCUACAAAUAUGGAACCUGAUUUAACCAGAGGCGAAGAUGGAAGUAGAUAUCGAGAAGAAGAAGUUUCAGCAAAUGAAAUUGCGAUGCAACAGAUAAGUAUUUUGAAUGAACUUCCAGCUGCUACAAUGGAUCGAACCGGAUCCGCCAAUGCUUCAAUGCACUCGAGCUCACCUGAAAACCAGCUGAGAGAAGGAGAGCGAACUGCAAUAAUCGACGAGUUGUUAGAGAAGAUCCAGAGUCUGGAGGAAACUGUGCAUGCCAGAGAGCAUCAGCUGAUAUCUGUGAACAAGAGGGCAACUGAUGCACAAGAGGAGAACGAAGAGCUGAGAAGUCAGCUGGAGAUGCAGUUUCAGAGGCUGGACGAGGAGACCAGUAGGUUGAAUGAAGCACACCAGCUGGAGCUGAACACAGUCACCAUCAAGUACAACUCCAGCCAGCAGAGACUGAAGGAGCUGGAGAAACAGAUGCACGACUUCAAAACUGCAUCGUCUUUCUCGGCGCAGCUGCAGGCGUCGUUGAGUCAGAAGGAUGCGAUGAUUGAGGAGAUGAGGGCUGAAGGUGAGAAGUUGGCCCAGGAGGAAUACAAGAAGAACAGUCUCAUCAAGAAACUCAAGGCCAAAGAGAAAGAACUGCAGACCAGUCUGGACAAAACCAAACAAAAUCUGGAUGAUAAGACGAGCGAGUUAACUUCAGUUACAGAAAGCUUCACUAAGCUACAGCAGAAAGUAGCCGAACAGCGAGACACCAUCACCCAAAUGAAUGCCACGAUGACCAGAAACGAGUCACUUCUCAGUAAAAAGACGAACGAAAACGACGAGUUGGUGGAGAAAACAAGCGCGCUACAAAAUAAUUUAGACUCAGUGUUCCGAGAACUGCGUGAACUGCAACAGCAAAUGGCAGAUAAAGACGCCAAAUUUGCGCAGUCACAAGCAGUGGUUAAUGAGGAAAUACUGCAGGAGAAAGAGGAAUUGCUGAGGAGUCUGCAGUGUAAGUGGGAGGAGGAGCGGGAACUGUUGAGUCAGCAGGUGCAGGAUGCAAACACGAGUGUGGCGAGGAUGGAACAGGCGGCAGCUAGGAGGGAGAAUCUACUCAAGGAUGAGAUCAAGGACCUCCAGAUGAGAUUAGAGGAAGAAAUGCAGCGAGGUCAGGGGUUAAGUGAGGGCGUCUCUCAGGCGACACAGCCUCUGUGGAAUCAGAUAUCGAGGCUGCAGCGUCAGCAGCAGGAUCAGCAGUCGCAGUGGAGUCAACUGGAAAAGAACUAUCUCGACAGACUGGCAGAGGCCGAGUCACGUGCGGGGCAAGCAGCCGAAUCAGAAAGGAUUGCAACCGAGAGUGCAGUGGAGCUGAAGAUCAAAAUGUCCUCUUUGGAAGCGCAGCUGGCCACGGUGAGGUCGGAGCAUUCGAAGAGUGUAAAAAUUAACGAACAGAAGGACUCCGAUUUAGAGAGACUCAGGGAACAAGUGGCCACGUUGAAAGAGGAGUUGGUCGUAUCGAACGAGAAAAGUGCAAUGGUGGAGAGGCAACUGAGUGUUGUGCAGGCAGAGAUGGACUGUGAGAAACAGGCUCUGGAACAAGUCAAGAGGAAGUGUAGGACACUGGAUGAGCAAAACAGAGAAAUGGUGUUGCGUCUAAAAGAAACGGAAAAUGGAUACAACGGAAAAUAUACGUCUCAACAGUUCUCGCCAAUAUCAUCUACGCCUCCUGAAAAGACCCCCAAUGCUCUGGUGAAACCUAACUCAAGUAACACUGUGGGGAGCAAUGUGAACUCGCGCACCCUGUCUUCCUGGGAGUUCCUGGAAUCACAAGUGAAACUCAAAGAUGGAGAAGCAUCGGCUCUGCAGACGGAGCUGCGGAGGCUGGAACAGCAGAACGUUAGUUUGCGGGAAGACUUCGUGCGCCUUUCGAAUGAGAGACACGUGUGGGAGGGGGACAAGGAUACCCUGGAGAGACUGAGGGGGGACUUAGAGGAGCUACAGGGGAGGUAUGAGACUCUGCUGACCAUGUAUGGGGAGAAGGCAGAGGAGGUGGAUGAGCUGAAGAUGGACUUGACAGACGUGAAGGUCAUCUACAAGGCACAGAUCGAGGACCUUGUGAAAAAACUUGCUCAGCAGAAGGCGUAGCGCUGUAAAAGAAUAAUCCAUAUCAAAUGCAACCCAUGAUACAAAGAGAAAUGUGGAAUAUAUUAAACAAAUACAAACUCAUUUUUAACUCAUGUUUUCGACGUAAAUUGUUAAUGAUUAUUCUCAUUUCUUUGUUCAAAGGUGCUAAUAGUACAAUAAAUUGUAACAUUUUGUGAUUGUGUUAUAUAUCAAAUGUAGCAUUCUAGAGAAAUCGAACUUCUAUAUGAAUGAAGUAGGAACGGGUUCAAAAUCGCACAUCAUUUGUAUUUGAUUUGAGGUUUGUUGUGUCCGUAUUUGCUGAUUAUAGAAUUAAUAUUU